This is a messenger RNA of Hyaloperonospora brassicae, 783 nucleotides long. Lineage: Eukaryota; Oomycota; Peronosporomycetes; Peronosporales; Peronosporaceae. The record is from the annotation of a GenBank genome assembly.
AUGGGCGGCGGCGGGUUACGCAUCUUGCCGCACAAAUCGUGGCACGUGUGGCGCCGCGACAACAUCGAGCGGGUGCUGAAAGACGAGCGGGAGCACGAAGAAAAGUGCCGUGAAAGGGACGCGAACGAACGGAGUCGAGAGCAGGAGCGGCGCGCUCAGCAGCUCGUAGCAAAAGGACGUGACCCGUCAUCGGCGCCUAACAAGCACGUGAACUUGUUCGAGACAGAAGAGAGUCGAGCAAGCGGCAGAGACGUGACUCGGUACAAGAAGACAAAGGAGAAAGGAGCGGACGAGACGCUGGGGAAACAUGGGCAGCCGCCGUGGUAUGCGCAGCCAGAGAGGGCACAGCAGGAGCUUACCGCGAGACAGGAGCGCCAGAACAAGAGGAAUUUAGAUCUUGCUGAUCCGUUACAGUACAUGCGUCCACAAAAGGAGCCAGGACAACGUUCGGGAUCGUGCUCUGUUCGUUUGGAGGAGAGUGAGGGACGCAGUUGGCGCACGUACGUACGCACGGGACCUGCUGGGAGCGACCGCAGAAAGUAUUCGGGCCGGUACGACUGUUUGUCGACGUCACGCGAUUGCAAAGAACGAACUCGCCGCUGUCGGGAUGACUUCGAGGAGAAGCAUGUCGAAAAGGCACUGAAAAAGAGCAGCAAACAUCGAGCAAAGAAGCGCAAACACGAGCUGUGCAACGACGAGACGUUGCUUGAGGAGCUACGUCGAGAGAGAAAUGACAGAGAAGCGUCGGAGCGACGACGCGCAGAGAAGUUGAUGUACGGAUGA